AUGGCGAUGACAGUUGAAGGUGAGCCACUUCUAAUUUUCAGUUUGCAGUUACCUUCUUCAUCCAAUUGUAUUAAAUUAAUUUCUUCAUUUCAGCCAUCUUUUACUAUUCCUGAUUUUGACUUUCCUCCCUUUUUUUUGCAUGUGUGCUAUUGCUCUCGUGGAUCAUUACCUAACUCUACAGUGCUUGCUGGACUUGCCCUUAUGUUUUCAUCAAGUUUCCUUCUACAAGUUCUGGCUUGUGCAAUAUACAGCAACUGGUGGCCAAUGUUAUCAGCACUUAUGUAUGUAUUGGUCCCCAUGCCAUGCAUGUUCUUUGGUGGCGGGUCCACUGAAUAUUUACUCACACGGGAUGGCGGCGGGUGGAUAGAUGCUGCAAAAUUCCUAACAGGGGCAUCAACAGUGGGGAGUUUAGCAAUCCCGAUAAUUCUAAGGCAUGCACAUCUGAUAAGCACUGGAGCAAUGUUGAUUGAAUUCAUGUCUUUUUUUAUAUUUGUGUGUACUGUUAUGUGCUUUCAUCGUGCAAGUCUUGAAGAUGAAUGGUGAUACGCAAAAGUCAACAACUAUCAAGGUCAACAAAUUAAAAAUAUGUAAAUCUAGAAAGAGGUGUGACUUAAUUUUGUUUUGACUUACAUUUGUGUUGAAAUUUGAAAUGACUAGUCUUUUCUUUGGUUGGGGCUUGGAGAAGUAAAAUAAGAUUGUUAUUUCCACA
This is a messenger RNA of Lactuca saligna, 709 nucleotides long. Lineage: Eukaryota; Viridiplantae; Streptophyta; Magnoliopsida; Asterales; Asteraceae. The record is from the annotation of a GenBank genome assembly.